Messenger RNA from Mycena citricolor, 1120 nucleotides. Lineage: Eukaryota; Fungi; Basidiomycota; Agaricomycetes; Agaricales; Mycenaceae. The record is from the annotation of a GenBank genome assembly.
GACGUCUGUCAUCAUACAAGACUCGCCCACGUGAUCGUGAUCCAUCUUGCCUGCGGCCAACCUGAACUUCGAAUCAGCGCCGACCUGACAGUGUGACAUGCUCAGAGCCCACGUCCUAUGGCCCAGGUUACGUUCCACGACGCGGAUACGACUGCCACAUGCUCCCCAACGCAAAUUCGGAUCUUUCUCCGUGAUCCUACCUGAAGAACCGUUCAUCUACGGCGUGAAGCACCUGCAGCCGCGGCACGUCCCUGCCCACAUCACCCGGCCCGCGUACGCCGGCGCCCCCGAGCAGCAGCGCCCGCCUGAGGACGAGGGUGGGAAACUGCAGCUCGGUGGGGAUGCAGAGAGGCGGCUGAGAGCGGCGGCACGGCUCGCGCGCGACGUGCGCGUGUUCGCGGGCUCGCUUGUGAAGCCUGGCAUCACGACGAACGCCAUCGACGCGCGGGUGCACGAGUACAUCCUCGCGCAUUCGGCGUACCCGUCUCCGCUGCUGUAUUCUGGGUUUCCGAAAUCAUGCUGCACAAGUGUCAACAACAUCAUUGCACACGGCAUCCCUGACGACCGGCCACUAGAAGAUGGAGACCUGGUAUCCAUCGACAUCACCGUCUACCUUAACGGGUAUCACGGAGACACCGCGGAGACGUUCUUGGUCGGAGACGUGGAUGAGCCCGGGAGGGAACUGGCGCGCCUGUCCAGCGCAGCCACAGAUGCGGGCAUCCGCGUCUGCGCGCCCGGACGAAGGUUCAGCGAUAUCGGCGCGGCGAUCUACGAGUCUGUCCGGCACACGGAGCAUUCCGUCUCCCCGCAAUUCACAGGGCAUGGGAUCGGCACGGAGUUCCACCGCAAGCCGUGGAUCAUUCAUGACAGGAACGGCGAGCCCGGGAUUAUGGAGCCAGGGCAUUGCUUCACUAUCGAGGUCGGUGUUGCUUCGUUACGCAAUUCGUCUUCCGUUUUCACACCUCCACAGCCGUGCAUCGUCCAGGGCAAAGAGCCGACAUGCUGGGUCUGGCCGGAUGGAUGGACCGCGUCGACUGAGGAUUGUGCAAGGAGUUGUCAGACGGAGCAUAUGGUUCUCAUUACUACCGAUGGGGCGGAGGUUUUGACUAGAUAGAUUGUG